AUGGCGAUGGACACCAAUUUCGCAUCCUCAUUGUUUGAGAAUCUAAACCUGGAAGAUCCAUGGCUUCCUCCAACUACCUGGGAAUCGAUCCCAUCCGAAAGCGGAAAUUUCCAUCUUCGAAACCCCAAGUCCUCUUCCUCUCACUCCCUCUACCAUGCCUCCACCGUCUCCGAGGCAAGUUUGGUGCGGUUGGCGAUGAAUGCACUGCAAGGAGUUGAAUCGGCCCUUGUUAGCAUCCAGAAGCUUUCUGCUGCAUUUUGCUCUGACCCGGCUGAUAGGACUUUCCAUCAGAUUCCAAGUCUGUGGAAUAGGUCUUCAAGCACUCAUGCUCUGGGAAACAUUCUCCAGCCCAUUGGCUGCUCAGGUUUGCUUGUCUUUCUUCUGCGAAAAUUUGUGGACUACUUUUCGAAUUUGAAUGUGGAAAGUGAAGAUCAUGUUGAUGGUGAAGCUCAAGUGAAACAGUGCCCUCCAUAUAGUCUUGUUAACCAUGCUUUCGCUGUUUCGGUGGGAAAGGUUGUGGAAGGUUACAUGUGUGCACUGGAUACCUUGUAUGCAUCAGUGGGUUUGAGGCGCUCUUCGUGUUCGUCUUCUGUGGUGGGAUGUCUGAACAGUGUAGUGUAUUCUGAACUUACUUUGUUGGAGUUCUAUUUGCACACAAAGGAAUUGAGGGCUCAGAUUGAAGCCCUUACGAACUUAUGCAACUUAUAUCAGUUCUCUAGUUGUUUCUCAGUAUCCUCUCUUGAAGAAUUGAUUACAAAAGCAAAUUUGGAAUUUUGUAAUUUCUACAGAGGAGGGGAUUUACUCUCAUAUCUGUAUACUCAAUUACAGGUUGCUGAUCCUGCUCAUCGUCCUUUACUCAAAUUUCUUUUUCUUCGUACAUGUGAACCAUAUUGUGGCUUUAUUAGAUCAUGGAUAUUCAAAGCUGAGAUUAGUGACCCUUACAAGGAGUUUGUUGUAGAAUAUGCUGACAGUCUAUCUCCAAAUCAACAUGGUAAAGCCGACAUCUCUAUUGACUUCCCAUUGGCAACUAUUAGGGAACAAGAUGGAGUUUCUGUUCCUUGUUUUUUGAAGGACGUCUUGAUUCCACUUGUCAGAGCUGGUCAGCAGCUGCAAGUUCUAGUGAAAUUGCUUGAAUUGUGUACUUUUGUUGCCACCAACAACCAUACUUACGAGGGUUUUCUUCCCUGCUGGACUGGAUUUUCUGGCAAUUGUCCAUAUUAUUCGCCUCCAUUGACAUUUAUAAAAGGAAAUGUAGAGGCCACAUUACUUUCAAGGGACAGAUAUUACAGAAGAAUGCAGGAAAAACUCGAGAAUCUUUCAGCAAAAUUAGAGUUCAGAUAUCAACAGGUAGUUCGAUCAGGUACACUGCCUGUUCUCUUGGAUAAUGGGGGUAGGAGUUCAACCAACCCAGGUUUAUUUGCUUUGGAUGACAAUUUUAUUCCUUCUCCAACAAAUGAUAAAAGGGAGUCAAAUGGGGUUCAUGAUUUGGAUUCUGGUGAGUUAAGUGCAAGGGAUGGUCUAUCUGACCUCACGGAUUCGUACGAGUCAUCUGAAUGUUCAUUUGAUAGUACUUCUGCAGAGCAAAAUGUGUCUGAGCAGAUGGUUGAGCUUCCCAAUCAUAUUGUUGGGCUGGAACAAAAAUAUUUAUCUGCCUUAAGCUUUUCAAUGAGUAUGCCCGUUGAUAAUUUGCAAAAGCCUCAUGUACGUGAAGAGUCAUGCCAUAUAGUAAGUGACCAGAGUAGACUUUGUGAAAGAAGAGAUGCCCUAGCACAUUCUCAUCAUAAAGGUGUGUUUACAAGUCAAAUAUCUGUGCCCAUAAAACCAAAAGAAUCGAACUUGUCAGCUAUGUCUGAUAUUCAGUUUGCAGAUUGUCUAUCUGAUAAGGACUGGCCAGAAGGUGGUCUUUUUGAGAGUUAUUCUGCCAUUGAUGAAGAGUACAAAGAUGGUCGAAGGUCACAUCCAAUGGAUUCUCCCUCAAAGGUGAAUGAAAGAAUACUAGAGGCCUUAAAGGAGGGCACAUCAUAUUUCAGAAAAGGAGUUGGGACUAAUAGUGCUUUAAUUGAAGAAGCCUAUGGCAAGGAUCAACCUCAAAAUGUGACAUAUCCUUCUUCAGAUUUAUUUACAUUACAACAGUGGAAAGUUAACUCCCAUAACAAUUUUCUCAGCAUGAAUCCAAUGUUGACAAAGAAUAACUUACUUCACCUGAUAACCAAGCCUGGAGAGAGAUAUGGAAGGGAAUUUGGACAUUCUUUGCCUUGCUUUGAAUUUUCUUUGAUAAAAGACCCUUUUAAGGUGGAUCUGGAAAAGCUACCUGCAGGGCUCAUGGACUCCAAUGCCUCUGUUACCAGUGUUAAGAGUGAUUGCUUUCGGAAACAAGAUUUUGGUGGGGAUACUGUCUCGAUUGAUAAAACCAAAUUAUCUGAUUCUCUUCCAUUUUCAGACUCAAAGGACCACGACCAAGAAAAUGCUAAUUUAACAAAUGUUUCUGGUGGUAGUUGUUGGGAGAGUUUGCUUGGUAGAUUCAGUGACACUGUCGUUAAUAGAGUUGAAGAUCACAGACAAAGCUUGUCAGAAAUUUUUGAGAUACCACUUGAUUUUAUUAUCGACAAAUGCCUUCUGCAGGAAAUCAUGCUUCAAUAUAAGUAUGUCAGCAAGUUAACUAUUAAGUUGCUUGAAGAAGGAUUUGAUUUGCAAGAACAUUUACUGGCUCUGCGGCGAUACCACUUUAUGGAACUAGCGGACUGGGCAGAUUUGUUUAUUAUGUCCCUUUGGCAUCAUAAAUGGUGUGUUACAGAGGCAGAUCAUAGACUUUCAGAAAUUCAAGGUUUCCUUGAGUCAUCAGUUCAGAGGUCAUCAUGUGAACGUGACCCUCAUAAGGACAGGUUAUUUGUGUACAUGAAAGGACAUGAUGCAAUGCCUCUUUCAGCAUCUGUUAUUGGAGUCCAUUCCUUCAAUUUUCUUGGUUUGGGUUAUAGAGUAGACUGGCCAAUCAGUAUUAUUUUGAGUCCUAGUGCAUUGAAAAUGUAUGCUGAGAUAUUCAGCUUUCUGAUACAAGUGAAGCUUGCUAUUUUCUCAUUGACUGAUGUAUGGCGCCAAUUAAAGGAUUUGGUGCACUCAAUUAGUCAGAAUAACGACUCUGAACAAAAUGAAAGGGAAGUGAGUCAUUUCAAUGCAUUAGUGAAGAUGAGGCACCAGGUCAAUCAUUUUGUAUCUACAUUACAGCAAUAUGUGGAGUCACAGCUAUCACAUGUAUCAUGGUGCAGGUUUCUAUACUCACUUAAGCAUAAGGUCAAAGAUAUGAUGGAUCUUCAGUCUGUACAUCUGGCAUAUUUAAUAGAUUCGCUUGACAUAUGUUUCCUCUCUGAUGAAACACGACCUAUAGCUCGGAUCAUUGAGAGCAUUCUGCAGUGUGCUCUUGACUUCCGGUCGUGUCUUACCGGGGAAAUGUGGGAUGCGGGAACAAGUCAAGGGAAUUUAAUGGCAAGACUUUCUGGAAUCAAUAUAUCUCAGUUAGAAAUCUAA
Messenger RNA from Prunus armeniaca (apricot), 3522 nucleotides. The record is from the annotation of a GenBank genome assembly. Lineage: Eukaryota; Viridiplantae; Streptophyta; Magnoliopsida; Rosales; Rosaceae.